UGGCCUUUCAAUUUCCCUCUAAAGCAUAGUGUGCACGUUUCAAGUUCCACUCUCACAUCUUUGCAAAUUAUGCACUGCAAGGCUUAUCAUGGCCUUUCAAUUGAAAUGGCACUAGAUAUGUUUUGACAGGCCCGUUCUGCGCAUUUGAUAUGUCUGAGGGCUGUCAUGACAUGUCAUAGCAAUAGCUACUCUCCUGUUGGUGUCCAGGACAUUAAUUUUCCUCACUCUUUGAUUUAGAAGGUUGGAGUCCCGGAACAGCUGCAUAUUAUAGGUCCACUGCAAUGGCAUUGUUUUACUAUAUAAUAAGAGUAGCUUUGUUUUAUGCAAUCCGGAAUUGAGGAAUUCAUUCGUGUUCCCGAUGAGCCAUGCCUUCCAAUGUGGCCCAGAUUAGGUUUGGACCCCCGGGACGAUUACAAUUGGUCAGAACAUAUUGAUACUGGUUUUCAUCCUGGAUUUGGCUAUGAUCCCAAAUCUAACGAGUACAAAUUUGUGGCCUUUACUACUUAUACUCAAGAGUCAGAUGACGUUAUGAUACUUACUGCUUCACACAAAGCGGUAGUAUACACCAUCAGUUGUGAUUCUUGGAAAGAGGUCGAUACCGUUUCUUUAGAAGCCGAAACUACUUUGUUUUGGCCUGACAGGUUCCAGAUGUGCUUCAAGGGAAUGCGUUAUUGGCUGGGAAUUGAGCAAGAUAAGGAAAUAUCUGUUUAUGACACUUGAUGACCCAGAAGGCGGGAGAGUGAUCAUUUCUUUCAAUACAAGUUGCUAGGUAUUUCAUGGUAUACCCGAACCAUCUGAGCUCCAAUGAUUACCCCUGGGGCGUGACCUUGAUUUGAAGCUUAUUGUGUUGAAUGAAUCAGUUUCUUAUGGUUCACAAUGAUGGACGCGUAGUUUGGUUUAAUCUUAAUACUAAAAAGCUUACCUGUGUUCCCAUUGAAACACGAGGUGAGUUUGUUGGUUAUGUGAAUAGCAUAGUUGUGGUCAUGGGAUGCAACCACAAGCCUGAGAGCGUAGAGAAUAAUUGCUCAGACAAAGAUGAAGAUGCGAUGGUGGCGGUAGAAGGGAAGAGGGAAAGCUGCAGGAGGCGGUACUCAUAUUCCGUUUGGCCCAUUCCACCGGCUGAUGUUUCCCAUAGAAUCAAGAAGGUGAUGGAGGGCCUCCGGGCAGAGUUUGGUGCGUUUCCCUGUAAACAGUUCUAUGCCAUAUUUAAGCGAACUCCACGGGAAGUCGAAGGAAGAAGAAGAAGAGGAAAAAAGCUCGAGAACUGUUUAAUGCUCUGGAUGAGGGCAUUACUAGCUUGAGCUUCCGCGUAACUCGCUUUGCAUUGUAUGAAAUCGACUACGAUGACAAAUCUCUGAAUUCUUGGACGAAGAUUGAUGAAAUCGGCCAUUAGACAAGUUCUCUGAAUUCAUAUAAACAACUCUGAGGUCGAACAAAGUUAUAAUAUAUCAAUCAUUUGCAAACGUGGAGUAAUAUAUCAACAUCAAAGGAUCCGGGGAACGAAUACGGAGUUAUUGAUAAUAUAUCUAAUGAACCAAUGAAGAGUUCAUUUUUCCAUCUGGAUAUGCAAAAUUGUAGAUUAUAUCGUUUGUUCAAAAAAAGAGAUUUAACAUUAUUUAAGGGUGAUGCCUAAGAGAUCA
Pyrus x bretschneideri (Chinese white pear) is the source of this 1640-nucleotide messenger RNA. RefSeq lists its product as uncharacterized. Bases 852 to 1301 code for a protein of 149 amino acids. The record is from RefSeq and is a predicted model, not a curated record. The transcript is spliced from 2 exons. Lineage: Eukaryota; Viridiplantae; Streptophyta; Magnoliopsida; Rosales; Rosaceae.